This is a messenger RNA of Acanthosepion pharaonis, 681 nucleotides long. The record is from the annotation of a GenBank genome assembly. Lineage: Eukaryota; Metazoa; Mollusca; Cephalopoda; Sepiida; Sepiidae.
AUGUGUCCAGAAAAUUUCAUCUCUCUCUCACACUCGUUUUUUUUUUCUUUAUACAAUCACAUUGAAAACUUCCAUCUCUUCUUUUUUUUUCCGCUUUUUCCCUCUUUUUUGUCUUGCUUACUCUUUUUUUUAUAUUCUUCUUCACUGUUUAUACACUUUCUUUCUUUCUUUCUCUCUUUCUUUCUUUCUUUCUCUCUUUCUUUCUUUCUUUCUUUCUCUCUUUCUUUCUCUCUUUCUUUCUCUCUUUCUUUCUUUCUCUCUUUCUUUCUCUCUUUCUUUCUUUCUUUCUUUCUUUCUCUCUUUCUUUCUCUCUUUCUCUCUUUCUUUCUUUUUUUCUUUCUUCUUUUUACUGGUUUCUUUCUUUUAAUUCAUCCACAAUUUCUUCCCUACAUUUUAAUAUCGUCUGGCAAUUUUUAUUUUGCAGCUUCUUGUCAUUUACGAUUUUUUUUUCAUUCUUUUAAAUGCCUAUUUUCACGUAACGUUAACUCUAUAUAUCUGUUCUUAAUUUUAUCCAUCUAUCUAUCUAUCUAUCUAUCUAUCUAUCUAUCUAUCUAUCUAUCUAUUCUUAAUUCUAUCUAUCUAUCUAUCUAUCUAUCUAUUCUUAACUCUAUCUAUCUAUUCCUAAUUCUAUAUAUAUCUUUAUCUCUGUCUCUUCUUAAUUCUAUCUAUCUAGCUAGCUAG